AAAGCCACGCUUCGCAGCAUUGUCAGACGUCAUAAAUAAAGGUGCCAUUUUGAAUGUGUAUUGUCAAAAAAUAAGAUUCUUUCUCUGAGCAACUGGCAAAGGGAAGUUAAUGCCAUUUGUCUAAUUUAGUUAAAUGUUAAUAAAUUGACUUUUUGGAUAAGUCAAAUUGAUCCAAAUAAUAAAUAACAACAGUUUUUACAAAAUAUGAAGGUCUAAAGCCAUUAAAAUGAGUUCAAAUGAAGAAAUGUUUCUUGUUAUUAUUGGUGAUGAAGACUAUCAGGUGCCUGAUGAUUUAAAAGAAGUUGUAGAACAAAGUGAUUCAAAUAUGGAGAUUGGUGAAAUUAUAGAAGAACAACAAAUUGAAGAAGAACCAUGUACCUAUGAAAUUCAAGUAGAAAAUGAAGAUGACUUAAAUGGUGAAGAAAAUGUAAAUCAAGAAGAAUAUAAUUUUGAUGGAGAAAUUGUUGAUGAAGGAAUAAUCAUAGAGGAACCAGUUUAUGAAGAGCCAGUUAAGACAGAUGUCAAUGGUGACAUAAUAAAUGAAAGGAUAAUACUAGAUCAACCUUAUGAAGUUGAACUUGAAGAAAUGAAAGAAGAUCAAAAUAAUUCAACAAAUAAUCAAGAAAUAAUUAUUGAAGGUUUAGAUGAAAAUAGUAUACUACAGCUGCAAAAUGGUGAACUACAAUUAGAGGAUGGAGACGGGCAGCACUAUUUAAUACAAGAAGAGAAUGGACAGUAUGUCCUUCAAGAAUCAUCUAAGUACAAUAUAGUUGAGAUAAAUGGUGAACAAGUGUUAGUGCAAGAAGUUGAAGAGACAGAUGAACAUACCAAUAAAAACAAUUCAAAUGUUCAAUAUGUUAUUCAACAAGAUACUCAAGGAUCAAGCGAUGAUGAGUUUGCAAGACCAAAAAGGAAACAAGAAAGACCACCGAGGCCACAUCAGGUUUCUUCUUAUGUGCAAGAGUUGAAAGAAACCUACCCAGAAUUGAAUGAUGAAGAAAGAUUAAUAUCAACUUUAGCAGAAAUUAUGAGAACAAUAAAACCGCCACCUCUUCCUGAUAAUUUUUGUGUCAUGAAUGGCAUUAUGUUUGAGUGCAAUUCAUGUGGCAAGUUCUUUAACAGUAUGCCAGAGGCUGCUCGUCAUUUUCAAUACUAUCAUGGCGAGCGAUACCUCAUGUGUUUUGCGUGCGGAGCAGAUUUUAGAAACCCCACAAACUUAUACAAACAUGAGAAAGGUUGCACCAUGUAUCCCGACAUCAUCUCAGUUUUGAAGGCUCGCUCCAGACAUCUUAGUAGCAAAGGACGUAAUCGGCCCUACUUUUCUAAAUCACAUGAAAUCAGAAUUGAAAAUAACAGAUUCCUGUGCAGCCAGUGCCCUGCAUCAUUCGGUACUCGGUCAGGCCUAGACGCGCACGAGCACGAGCACGCGGGAGACAGGCCCUACCUUUGCGCCUUCUGCGUCUGCGCAUACACAUCGCCUUCUGCUCUGUCGCGUCACAUGCGAAAACACCGCGGCGAGAUGUUAGUGUGUGAGCAAUGCGGCAAGCGACUCAGUACAAGGAACGCCCUUGACGCACACAUGUUGACGCACCAACCUGCCCUUCGAAGAUACCUAUGUCCGGAGUGCCCGAAGCGUUUCUCGCAGAAGAGCAGUCUUCAGCUGCACCUUGAACGCCUUCAUCGCGACUUGCCCCCGCCAUGCGCCUGUCAACUGUGUCCGGCCAGGUACCCCCGUAUGUCGCAACUGAGACAACACAUGAAGGAAGUACACGGAAUGCUACUCAUGACUCAAAAGAUGUUCUACAAAUCGUUGCCAAGAUUAACUCCAUCUCAAGUAGAGCAAGCAAAAGUGGUACUCAAAUCAGAGGUCGAAAAAUAUCCAAGAUAUGUCAUUGAAAAAUCGCUUUGAUAUAAGCACUAAGUGGGCGUCACGAGAGGGGUAUAAUUCUCAGGCCCGUAUUCUAAAUCAUGAGACGUGCUAUUGCUGGUUCCGAUGUUCCAACUUUUGCCUUUAUUUAAUAUCAUUAAAAACGUAUUUGCAAUAUGUUGUAUACGUUAUUUACGUUUAAAGUCACGUGCGUGAAAUAUUAAUUUAUAAAAAAAAAAAAAAUCGCUUAAUUUUUGCUACCCUCAAAUCCACAACUAGUUAAAUGUACUUUUCUAAGUAUUUUCGUCUCUUUCUGUCCAAUUAUUACAUCAUGUUCACACUAUGAUGAAAAGAGACAUAAAUAUAAAUAAUUUAUUUUAAAAUAC
This is a messenger RNA of Pieris napi, 2253 nucleotides long. RefSeq names its product zinc finger protein 436-like. Bases 227 to 1909 code for a protein of 560 amino acids. Gene Ontology annotation, cellular component: nucleus. The record is from RefSeq and is a predicted model, not a curated record. NCBI's taxonomy places the organism in Eukaryota, Metazoa, Arthropoda, Insecta, Lepidoptera, Pieridae. The transcript has 9 exons.